Acanthamoeba castellanii str. Neff is the source of this 582-nucleotide messenger RNA. RefSeq lists its product as uncharacterized. Lineage: Eukaryota; Discosea; Longamoebia; Acanthamoebidae. The transcript has a single exon. The record is from RefSeq and is a predicted model, not a curated record. Bases 1 to 582 code for a protein of 193 amino acids.
AUGCACAACCAUUCGCCUUCAUCUCCCUCCUCUGCGGCAGAGACAUGUCCCUCUAAGAAGACUUCUCUUAACGUGGUGGAGCAGUCGUCUCAUCGUGUGUGUACGACGCAUCUCGUUCCUUCUACGCCUGCUCGAUCGACGAAUGGGCGUCCUACUACACCACCACAUGCGUAUGAAGAGUACGAGGCGUGGCGCGUUAGGAACUCUCCGCCCAACAUCAAGGAGCAGUACCACCUGGCCAAGAGAUCGCGCAACGAGUUCGAGCUCAGCCGAAGUAUCGAUGGCGCACAACCGGCUGCUUGGUGCGCAACGCCCCAACCGACGAUCGACAUCAACCGUCUCGGGCCAGGAGGCAUAGCGCAACGUGCCAAGAGGCUGCAUCGCGCCAGGAAGCUCACAUUCGACGACGACGAUGAGGAAGAGCCCAAGGUGGCCGAUGUCGUGCUUGAGGGUUCUUCUCGAUCACCCAGGAGCGUCGUAGCCGCCGAUUGCAGGGAGGUAACGACGAUCGAAGCCGAAGCUCGAUGCUACGACAACGACAGCCCGAGGCACCGCGACAAGAUGGCCAGGAAGGAGGAGUGA